UUUAAGCUUAGCUCUCGAAUCCUAGCGUGAAAUUGUCCUACAGUUGGCGGUAGAAGAAUUCCGCUCCCGUUUGUUGCAUUAAACUACGGGAUCUCAGACAGGAGAGGAGAGAUUACAAGUUUACAACCAAGGGGAUGCGCCGUGAAAUAUUCGUUGAAAGUGAUUUUUUUUUCUCCGCCUUCUUCUUUCGUCGUGCCUGCCGUUCUUGGUUUCUUCUCCAACUACUACCCGUUCCUCCAAGAACGGACGACCACUGUUUCCCUCUCCCUCUCGUCCUCUCUCUGUUUCUCUCUCUUCUCCGUUCCCCACCCGCCGUGCGCGCAGCGGACGUGAGGCUGCCGUGCCAGGGAAGAGCUCGUGUCGUUGCAGUGGCAGGCGCAAUGGCAGCCCAUCGCCUCUGACCUUGCGUCCGAGGCUGCUCAAGAGGCUCGCGAAGAGGAUCAUGUGACGACGCCUUGCCGUCGUCUCGUCGCGCGCCUGCGGAAAAUGUGUAAGAUGAUCGGCUUCAUUUCGUCGUGGAUGGCGCUAGUCACGCUGGCGCUUCAUCUCGUCGUGGAUGGCUGCUCGGCGGUCAACCUUGAAGGGUCGGCGCUGCUCAAGUUCCAGUCAAGGGUGGAGGAGGAUCCGCAUGGCGCCAUGGCGGGUUGGAGCCCGCGCGACGGCGAUCCUUGCAGCUGGAACGGCGUCCGCUGUGUCGAUGGCAGGGUUGUGAUGCUGAACCUAAAGGAUCUCUCAUUACGAGGCACCUUGGGUCCGGAGCUAGGAACGGUUAGCCAUCUGAGGGCUCUUGUACUCUCCAAUAACUUGUUCACCGGACCGAUACCUAAGGAAAUGAGUGCUCUCACAAUGUUGGAGAUAUUGGAUUUAAGCAAUAACAACUUGACUGGGGGAGUUCCACAAGAGAUAGCAGAAAUGCAAUCACUUAAGCAUUUAUUGCUUUCCAACAACAGCUUUCAAUGGAUUCUGAUCCAAAAUUCCUAUGGAAACCUUGAUCCGGAAAAUGAUUUUGAUAUGCACGAUCAUCUUGAGAGGGGUAAUAUGGAUCAAAGAGAUGAGAAUGGGUUCGAAUCUGGUUCUUCAUCAGAAAAGAACAAAAAGGACACUAGCAAUCUUUCUGUUCACAUUCCUUCACAAUUCGCAGCAAGAAAUCCAGCUGCACAGUUUAGCCAGCGCAGAUUACUUCAGGAUACCAAUCUUGCUGCACCUUCUUCUGCAAAUGUUCCUGCUCCAGCUGCUGUUCCUGUUCCUUCGACUGGCAGUGGUUCAUUUUCAGCAUUUAGUCCCAACAAUGCACCUGUACCCGCUGUAAAUUCUCCAAGUAGUCCACCUGUGGUCCCCGAUACUCCUGCAGAAGAAGUUUUGGAAAGAAGGUCCAUAAGAUGGCUUGUCAUUGUGCUUCCAUUGGUCGCACUUCUGCUAAUUGGCAUCACAUGUAUGCUUUUGCUCUGCCGCAACAAAUCAGUGAAAACGAUAGGUCCAUGGAAGACUGGACUCAGUGGUCAGCUCCAAAAGGCAUUUGUGACAGGAGUACCGAAGUUGCAGCGCUCUGAGCUGGAAGGUGCCUGUGAAGAGUUCAGUAAUAUUGUUGCAAGCUAUCCACAGUACACUGUAUAUAAGGGAACCUUAUCGAGUGGUGUUGAGAUAGCUGUUGUAUCAACUAUAAUUACAUCUAGCAAAGACUGGUCAAAGCAUUCCGAAGGGCGAUUCAGAAAAAAGAUAGACUCGCUCUCGCGGAUUAAUCAUAAGAACUUUAUAAACCUGCUUGGAUACUGCGAGGAGGAGGAGCCUUUCAUGAGAAUGAUGGUGUUGGAAUAUGCGCCCAAUGGAACACUAUACGAACAUCUCCAUGUCGAGGGAUUUGAUCCUAUUGAUUGGAAUGGUAGGAUGAGGGUAAUUAUGGGAGUAGCAUACUGUAUCCAGCACAUGCAUGAGCUCAACCCUCCUCUAACACACCCGAACCUGAAGUCAAGUGCAAUAUUGCUAUCUGAGGAUGGAGCUGCAAAGAUAGCAGACAUGAGUGUUUGGCAAGAAGUAUAUUCCAGAGGAAAUAUGCCCAAGAAUGACGACUUUGUUGAUCACCAUGAGCCAGUAGCUGCUGAUCCAGCUGGGAAUGUAUGCAGUUUUGGUAUACUCAUGCUAGAAAUCAUCUCAGGAAAGCCUCCAUAUUCUGAACACAAGGGCUCCCUUGCGAACUUGGCUUUGGAGUGCAUCAGGGAUGACCGGAGCAUGUCUUGUUUACUUGAUCCUACCUUGAAGGCUCACAAAGAAAAGGAUCUAGAUAUCAUUUGUCAGUUGAUCCAGGAUUGCAUCCAAAAUGAUCCGAAAAAGAGACCAAGCAUGAGAGAAGUAACCACUAGAUUGAGAGAAGUACUAGCGAUUACACCGGAGGCGGCAACACCAAGGCUAUCUCCACUGUGGUGGGCAGAGCUUGAGAUCCUUUCGGUUGAAGCAAGCUAGGGGAGAUGUUCAUACGAUAUGGUUCGUACAGCAACACUGAGGUUCUGUGCAUGCUUUCAUGCAACCUUGUACAUCUCUGUUGUACAUUUCAUCUCAUCUUGUGUUGUAAUUUCGGUGUCUGCGUGUUACAUUCUUCCCCUCCCCUUAAAUUCGAUUGCCCAGUAAUUUUUCUCAUUUCUUCUUUACUUUCUUUUGUAUACUAAACAUACAUGGUGUGAGAGUAGAAUGAUUAAUUCCGUCAUAGGGUUGAUUGUAAUCAGGAAAUAUGUAAUGUGCCAUGGUUUUACAGAAAUAUUCUUUGAUUGUUGAUGAGAGAGAAAUAACAAUCAGUGUGGACUAAGUGUUCAUAUGCACA
Molecule: messenger RNA, 2812 nt
Organism: Phragmites australis (common reed)
Lineage: Eukaryota; Viridiplantae; Streptophyta; Magnoliopsida; Poales; Poaceae
Product: protein MALE DISCOVERER 2-like
Exons: 13
Coding region: 487-2457 (656 amino acids)
Biological process (GO): protein phosphorylation
Molecular function (GO): protein kinase activity; protein binding; ATP binding
Source: RefSeq, a predicted model, not a curated record